Spinacia oleracea (spinach) is the source of this 3095-nucleotide messenger RNA. RefSeq lists its product as hypothetical. The record is from RefSeq and is a predicted model, not a curated record. The coding region runs from base 1061 to 2857 and encodes 598 amino acids. NCBI's taxonomy places the organism in Eukaryota, Viridiplantae, Streptophyta, Magnoliopsida, Caryophyllales, Amaranthaceae. The transcript is spliced from 2 exons.
AGAGAGGCGAAUCAUAGAGCGAUAUUUGUCAUCACCAUAUUGAUUUUUUCUCUUUACUAUAUUACUCCCUCCGUAUUUUAAAAAGAGAUACACUUUGACCGACACAUAGUUUUAGGAGAGUGGGUUGAAUUUAUUAAAAUAAGAUUAAAGUGGGUAAUGGGUAAAUGAUUUAUUGUAGUAAAAAGAUGAUGUGAGUAAGUGUAGGGACCUCAAAAAAGAGAGAAAUAUUAAUAUAAUUGGAAGUGGUGACCAAAACAUGUUUUCAAAAAAGGAAAGUGUAUCUCUUUUUAAAAUACGAUCGUUUAAGGAAAAUAUAUCUCUUUUUAAAAUACAGAGGGAGUAUAUAGAUAGUACUAGGGGUGGAAAUUGGGUUGUGGAUAGUAUUUAGGUCAUGUCGAUUUAGACCGGAUAAAGUUCGGGUGAAAAAUAGCUCGAGUUGAUUUCGGUAUCGAAUCAGGUCAGUCUAGAUGGAAUGAUAUUCGAUUUACUGUAAGUAGGAGUAUUACAAUUAAUUAGUGAAAUAACCAUAAUUAGACACAUUAUUGCUGGGUAUAUAUGGUUCGGGUCGGGUGUAAUUCGUGUCAAGUGAUUUCGGGUAGAAUUCAGGUCUCAAGUUGGAUAAUCGGUACGAGUCAAUUUUGUCCGGUCCCCGUGGUCGACUAGGUGUAUGGAUAAUGUAGGUCGGUGAGGCCCAAAUGUCUAAGGUGUAAGGUCACCGACAAUUAUAGCUAUGAAGAAAUCAUAGUGGGCAAACAAAACAGAAAAAGGAAAAGCCGUUAUUUAGAAUUCGCGGGAGAUGAGCAAAUUCAGGAAAAGCUAAACUAACUAACAAUUUUAGAAACGUUCUUAAUCAACGUUCUUAACCAUUUUCCAACUUUAUUAAUUAUUAUUUAGAGAGGCUAAUCAUGUUUUUAUUUUUGUUUUUUCCAUGAUUAGCUCAUCUCUAAUUUCCUAUAGGUAGGUUAGAAGUCUCCCAAUGGGGGAACUAUGUUGUUCCCUAGCUAAAUAUGAGAGAUUAAAUUAAAAUAAUCUCCCUAAAUAAUUAAUAUUAAUAAUAAAAAUGAAUGAUAUAAACUCUCAUAUUUUGGUGCAAUUAACAUUGAUAAUUGCACUAAUCCUAGGCAAUUCCAAUUGUUAUAAUAUUUCCAAUCCUCCAAAAAUUGAUGAUGUUUCAUUUGAUGGGGAUGGUGAUCUUCCCAAGCUUCAUGUUGUUUCAAGGUCAAAGAAAAACUUUCUAAUUGACUCAUCUUUCAAUUUUCCAACUCCAUUACCUUCUUGGCCAUCUGGUGGUGGAUUUGCAAGUGGAAUAAUUGAUUUUGGAGGUCUAGAAAUAGCCGAAGUGACAAAUUUCAGCAAGGUGUGGGCAACAUACAAUGGAGGACCAAGCGAUCAAGGCGCAACCUUCUUCGAGCCAAUUGGACUAGCAGAAGGGUUUUAUCUGUUGGGUUAUUAUGCCCAACCUAAUAACAGACCUCUAUUUGGGCGUGCUCUUGUAGGUAAAGAUACUAGUAAUCCUGCUAAUCCUGCUUUAAGGUGGCCUGUAGACUAUGCUCUUGUUUGGAGUAGUAAAUCUCAAACUGUUAAGGAAGACUCUCCUGGCUACAUUUGGGCUCCUAUCCCAAGAGAUGGCUACCAAGCCGUGGGCCUUGUGGUUACCUCAACCCCUGAGAAGCCACCCUUAGAAAAGGUUCGUUGUGUUCGGUCUGAUUUCACCACGUUGUGUGAACCCGAUGAUUGGAUAUGGGGUCGUGAAGGGGGUGUUGAUAGUGACGAGUUCAACAUUUUCGAGUCCAGACCUGUCAGGAAAGGAAAGCAGGCAUCAGCAGUGAGCGCAGGGACAUUUUUAGCAAAAAGUGGUGGAGGAACAACAGGGGAUACUCCUCUGCUAGUAUGCUUAAAGUAUACUCUAAAAAACAACACAUACAUGCCUAAUUUAGAACAAUUGGAGGCACUGAUAAACACCUACUCUCCAAAGAUAUACAAUCACCCAAAAGAAGAAUACUUGCCUUCAUCAGUUGAGUGGUUCUUUCAAAAUGGGGCAAUGUUGUACAAGAAAGGAGACGAGUCAAAUCCAGUCCCUAUUGAUCCCUCAGGGUCGAAUCUUCCACAAGGCGGCACCAAUGAUGGUGAAUAUUGGAUAGAUCUUCCAAAGGAUCAAAAUGAACGGGAAAGAGUGAAGAAAGGUGAUAUAGGAUCAGCUUGUGCAUAUUAUCACAUUAAGCCUAUGCUUGCAGGAACGUAUACUGACUUAGCUAUAUGGUUGUUUUACCCUUUUAAUGGACCGUCUAGAGCUAAAGUUGGGUUUUUAACUAUACCUUUAGGUGAAAUAGGGGAACAUGUAGGGGAUUGGGAGCAUGUAACUUUAAGGAUUAGUAACUUUAAUGGUUUGUUAAGGAAGGUGUUUUUUUCACAACAUGCUGGGGGUGAAUGGGUGUACCCUACAGACCUUGAAUUUGGUGAUGGUAAUAAUAAGGUUGUAGGGUAUGCUUCUUUGCAUGGUCAUGCUACUUACCGUAAACCAGGGGAGGUGUUACAAGGUUCUAGUUAUGUUGGAAUAAAGAAUGAUACAGAGAAGAGUAACUAUGUGUGGGAUACUGGUAAUGGUUACAAGAUUAUCUCUGCGGAUUAUCUAGGCACAGUUACUGAGCCGGCAUGGUUGAAUUUUGCAAGGCCAUGGGGUCCUAAGAUUACUUAUGAUACUAAUCAUGAGAUUAAUAAAGUUGCUAAACUUUUGCCAGGGAUACUUAAGGAUAAAUUCAUUGCUUUUACUAAGACCUUGCCGGCUGAGUUGAUGGGGGAACUAGGGCCUACUGGUCCUAAGAUGAAGAAGAAUUGGGAUGGAGAAGAGGUUAACUAAUCCGGAAUUGCUUCUGUUUUUGUUUUUCAUUUUCAUACUUGAUUUUCAUUUUCAUUUCUAGAGUCUGUUUUAUUUUCAACUUCAUGUAUAAAGAUUACAGGGAUACAUUGUUUGCUUAUUUAUUUUUAUUUGAUUUUCAUUUUCAUUUCUAGAGUCUGUGCUUUUAUUUUCAACUUCAUGUAUAAAGAUUACAGGGAUACAUUAUUUGCUUAUUUAUCCGUAUUUUUAUUUGAUUUCA